Vigna angularis (adzuki bean) is the source of this 514-nucleotide messenger RNA. RefSeq names its product peroxidase 66-like. NCBI's taxonomy places the organism in Eukaryota, Viridiplantae, Streptophyta, Magnoliopsida, Fabales, Fabaceae. The record is from RefSeq and is a predicted model, not a curated record. The transcript has 3 exons. The coding region runs from base 53 to 514 and encodes 153 amino acids. Gene Ontology annotation, biological process: response to oxidative stress. Gene Ontology annotation, cellular component: plasmodesma; plant-type cell wall. Gene Ontology annotation, molecular function: heme binding; peroxidase activity.
CAAAUCCCAUGAGUCACAGAACUUUAGUGUUGAAGAAUUACGAAAUUUUAAAAUGAUGAAGAUCAAUGUAAUAUGGCCCUUGUUUUACAUCAUAGUUCCCUUAGCAUUUGGGGAGUUGAAGGUUGGAUUCUAUGAUUCUUCAUGCCCAAAAGCAGAGUCCAUUGUCAAUAAACUUGUGCAGAAUCGAUUCGAUCGUGACAAGACUAUUACUGCAGCUUUGCUUCGCUUGCAUUUCCAUGACUGUGCUGUCAGAAUUGUAACACGUGAGCUGCAUGAUGGGAGUGAACGACAUGUUAUUAUGAAUGAAAGACAGGUGGAACGUGAUCAGGGACACGUGGAACUUGAUCAGCAGGAGGUGGAGAGCAGACGCAGCACUAGGAUUCGUAAGGAAAAUUCUCUUUUAAAAGGAUUUGCGCGACGACCCUCUGUUCAUGCAGCCGAUAAUAUUUUUGGGAUUCUAUUUCGUUACAUUUCCCUUACAGAAUCCAUAAACUUCUUUUUAUAUUGUUGUUGA